AUGUGGUUUUUAAGUUUUUUAUUUAUACCGGCGUACGCCCACGAUAUUGGAAUUCCGCAGAAUUUGACCAGCAGCAGUCCAUGCACAGACAAGUACCACCUUUUCCUGGCUCCUGGAGUUUUAACCGCUGGAGGAAUCAAUCGGGCGUGCAUCUCCAGGUUCUACCCUGAGGGUCCAGCACGUAUGGUCAUCACGCUCCUAGCGGACAAUGGAGAGUCAACGACCGCAGCUAGGGAUCUGCUUCCCGGUGACGGCGGCUGUCUGGACAUAUCCGUGCCAUUGCGACCCAACACCAAGGCUGAUCUGAUUGUCAACAUGCGCUACAUGGAGGCGGCGUGCACGUGGGAGCGACGCAUGACUGUCCGCAUAGCGAGCGGACGCGUUAUUGCGCUGCACACGGAGCGAGCUCGCUACCGUCCCGGCGACACGCUGCGGGCACGCGCUAUUGUGCUCAAGCCCGAUCUAACACCGGUGCACGGAGACAUCGAUGAGAUGUGGUUGGAGGGACCGCAAGGCGCUUGGGAUGGAGCUCGCAUAGCGCAGUGGGCGAAGGUACGGACCAGGCUCGGUCUCGCGCAGAUACAGCACCACAUUGAUGAGCACGCACCGCCGGGCAAGUGGACUAUGAGAGCUAAACUUGCUGAUGGGUCACAGGGUACGACUGCAUUCUGGGUAGGUAACUACGAACUGCCACCGUUCCAGUUGACAGUCCGGCAUGCGCCAAGAGUGCUGAGGACAAGUGAACGACUCGUUUGGACUGUUUGUGUGAGGUAUCCGUGGAGCGAGGCGGUGGAGGGCAUGCUGGUGAUCAGACUACGCGGGGCGGGGGCGGCGGGCGACGGCGCUGGCGGGCGGCCGGGCGUGCGCACGGCCGUGCGGCUGCGCGCGCCGCGCGCCUGCCACCGCCACGCCGCCGCCGCCGCCAGGGUCGGGCUCGCCGGGGCCCACCCGCCACAAGUGCUCGUGGCGGACUUCAGCUUCCAGGAAGAAGGCACAAGGAUUUGGCAGAACACAACGGUUGUCUCUCAAGUAGUAGACGAUCCAGUGACCUUAGAAUUUCUAACGAAGCAUCAAGCGUUAUUAUCGCCCAGUCUGCCUUACAAGUUGAAGGUGAAAGCAGUUCGAUGGGACGACAGGCCGGCGAGCGGAGAACACGUGCGCGUUUGCCGUCGCCGCUCGGGAAAGGAGGAAAACGCCACGUGUGUGUUCGCCUUAACCGACGCACGCGGUGUCGCACGAGUCAUGUUCACUGCGGACGACGACACCAGCGCUGUCUAUCAGUUUGAGGCCAGUUUGAAGAACGUGACGGCGCGGCUGCAGGUGGCGACGCGCGUGGCGGGCGCCAGCGCCGCGUUCGGGCCGCUGCGUGCCGACUCGCGCGCCGCGCGCACGCUGCUGCCGCUCUACCUGCACCUGCGCGACCUCUCCGCGCCGCUCACCGUGCACUUCGUCGUAAUAACCCGAGGGGGUAUAAUCUACCGAUGGGGCGCCACGACGCAAUGUCCAGUCGCAAGCUCCACCAAUCAAAUCCAACCAGCACCGAGGAACAGCACGUGCAACGCUAACCUGGAGAAACUCGUCCCCGACUUCGAUUUCAACUUAAACAAUCUCGACGUGGAUCCCAACCAGCUCGACGUGAACUCUUCAGACUCGUUGCUCGACAGACAUUUGCUCAGGGUCGUGUUGCCAAUCAAAGUGACACACCAGAUGUGCCCAGACAGCCAUUUGCUGGCAUAUUUCUAUCACAACGGUGAACUGGUCAGCGCGAGCAAGCAUUUCGAAAUGGACGAAUGUUUUGGCAAUAAGGUGGAAGCGAGCUGGACGUCUCGUCAGAGUGCUCCCGGUGCGCUCGCCACCCUGCAGCUGGUAACAGCUGGGCCAGCGCUGUGCGCGCUGACAGCGCUGGACUCCGCGGCCACCUGGCUGCAGCCGCAGCGCAGCGUGAGAGACGUGCUCGUACACGACCUGAAGCGGCUCAUCGACGUGCACAGGAAUCUCACGCAGUACGACGCGGCUGCUGAGUGUUUCUUGAUCAUUCAUCAUUGUACUGCAGCGGGCGAGACAGCAGAGUUGGCGAGUGGUGGUGGUGAUGGUGGGGAGCUGCGCGUGUGGCUGGCGGCUGGCGGCGUACGCGCACUGGGCGGCCCGCCCGCCACCUUCCACUGCGACAAAUCCGCGCCGGCACCACUCCUCGACCACGAAGCCACGCUACCCAGGACCGACUUCUCGGAGGCGUGGCUAUGGCGACUGGUCCCCGUGGGGCUGAACGGCACGGCCAGCAGCACGGCACGCGCGCCCGACUGCAUUACGCGCUACGAGGCGACCGCGUUGUGCGUGUCGAGGACAGGGCUCGCCAUAUCCAACCCGGCUGUUCUGCAAGUGUUUCGCGAAUUCUUCAUUCACGCAGACGGUCCCAAAAAGCUGAGGCGAGGCGACAACACCAUUAUUAGAUAUCGUAUUUUCAACUACUUGUACGAGCCUUUGAGCGUGGAAAUGGAAGUGAUAUCUGAGGUGCUAGUCGAAGGGCCUCGCGUAGAGCGCGCGUGCGUGGGUGCUCGCAGCGCGGUGGCGCGGCGCGCGGCGCUCAGUGUGCGUGCGAGCGGCACGGCGCGUGUGCACUUGCGGGCGCGAUCGCUCAACGACACGAACUGCGGUAACGCACCCCAAACCAAACAAGUCGCCGAUGAAGUUAUAAUUGAAAUAGAAGUCGAACCUGAAGGCGUUCCAACAGAAGAGCACAGAUCCACAAUGCUGUGCGCUAGAGGUACGUCGGAACCGGUCUCAUCAAACGUGUCUUGGACUUGGAGUCCUCAGCAAAUAGUGGCCGGCACUGAAAUGCUCACCGUGUGGGCUGUCGGCGACACCACCGGACCUUUGCUUGCCGAGGCGGACGCGCUGGUGGCGCUGCCGCGCGGCUGCGGCGAGCAGAGCAUGGCGCGCCUCGCCACCAACCUGCUGGCGCUGCGCCUGCUACACCCGCACGCGCCUGCCGCAGCGGUGGCCAGGGACCACGUCGCCAGGGGUAACUACAGGCUUCGUCAUCAGCAGGUGUACAGGAGGCGGCCGCGGCGCGCAAGGCAUGGCGCGCCUCGCCACCAACCUGCUGGCGCUGCGCCUGCUGCACCCGCACGCGCCCGCCGCAGCGGCGGCCAGGGACCACGUCGCCAGGGGUAA
Messenger RNA from Parnassius apollo (apollo), 3174 nucleotides. NCBI's taxonomy places the organism in Eukaryota, Metazoa, Arthropoda, Insecta, Lepidoptera, Papilionidae. The record is from the annotation of a GenBank genome assembly.